AUGCCCAAAACAACCGACACAGGCACGGCGUGUCCUGCGCGCCCGCCAUUGUUCGUCGCCCAAUUGCCCGUCGGCAGCGAUGGCAAGCCCAAGAUCCAGCGCGUGCUGAUCGCAAACCGUGGUGAGAUUGCGUACCGUGUUAUCGAGGCCUGUCGGACGCUGAAUAUAACGUCUAUUUCGGUUUAUGUACAAGAGGAUGAAAAGUCGCGACAUGUCAGCGCCGCCGACGAGGCGAUCAAUAUCGGCUCUAUCAACCAGGCCGGCGGCAAUCCAUUCCUGAAUAUCAAACUGAUUGUCAAAACCGCAGUAGAAACCAACGCAGACGCAAUUCAUCCAGGCUAUGGCUAUCUCAGCGAGAACGCCAAAUUCGCCGAUGCUGUCAGAGAUGCAGGGCUCAUUUUCAUCGGGCCUUCGGCCACCGCCAUGUCAACGCUGGGCGACAAGCGUAUGGCCAAAGACUACCUCCGCGAGCACGACCCCCAUGUGCCGCUCAUCCCUGGGUUUACUGGCAGCAGUCAGGAUAAUGCCGUGCUGGAGGAAGCUGCUGCGAAAAUUGGGUAUCCCGUCAUGCUCAAGGCGUCUGCCGGAGGUGGUGGACGCGGCAUGCGCAUCGUGCAUGAGGCGGCCAAGUUGAAGGAAGAGCUUCUCAGCGCGCAGUCUGAAGCCACCCGGUCGUUUGGCAGUGGAGACUGUAUUUUGGAAAAGUACAUCGCACUGGGGAAACACAUCGAGUUCCAGGUCAUCGGCGACAGCCAUGGAAACGUAGUUUCGCUGUGGGAUAGAGAGUGUUCGAUCCAACGACGACAUCAGAAGGUCAUCGAAGAGUCACCGUCGAUUUUCCUCACGCCGGAGAAACGCCAGCAAAUGAGCGAAGCCGCACUUCGCGUGGGUAAGCUGCUUGGAUAUGAGAAUGCGGGAACGGUCGAGUUUGUGUUUGAUGUAUCAGACGGGAGUUUCUACUUCCUCGAAAUGAACACGCGGCUCCAGGUCGAACACCCAAUCACCGAAGAAGUCACCAGUCUCGAUAUCGUCGCGCUGCAGUUCUAUGUCGCAGCCGGCGGAAAUCUCAAGUCAUUACCGCAACUCGACAACAUCCCUCAAAACGGGCACGCCAUCGAAUGCCGACUCUGCGCUGAAGAUCCUCAGAGUAACUUCUUCCCCGAACACGGCACCGUGCGAUUCUGGCAAACAGCCACCGUCGCCCUCCCCGGUCUGAAAGACACACGCUUCGAGACAUCGGUCGAAACCGGCUCGCGGAUUUCCAUUCACUUCGACUCGAUGAUCGCGAAAAUCGUCGUGUGGGCGCCAACCCGCGCCAUGGCGAUUCAGAAAGCUAUUACCGCGCUGAGCCAUACGAUUUGCAUCGGACUCAAGACGAACCAGCGCUUUUUGCAGAACUGUCUGUUACAUCCGGGGUUCCAAGACCCGGCGUAUACGACGGCUUUUAUCCCGACGAAUCUGCCCAAGCUGCUGUCGGAUCCCUAUGUGGAUGUUCCUGCGGCUCUACGGCGGAGUCUGGCAUUAAUACCUAGUGUGUUCCUGCAUACUGCUGCAGAGUAUAUCCCGCCGUUGAAGCAGAGCGGACACUUCAAGCUUGUGCGGCCUGGCUUCCGAAACCAGCGUCGCGAUCCGGUGAGCGGCCAGCCUGCUGUUAUUACGACGGGCGCAGGUGAGAGCCAGUUAUUCCUGCUCGUGCAAUGGAAUGACAAGACCGAGAACGACAAGUCGGUCAUCCGCGCGAAACUACAGCCGCUGCCCAUUGCGCCUGCAUCGCAGGAUAGGAAACCCUCCGCAGCUGCACAAGUGACAGCUCAAUACAAUGCCAUCAGCGACGCGCUGCGCAACCCAACUCCAGCAGACUUGACCUCACACGCGAUCGAAAUCUCACAGGCUAAAACUGCUCUCUCAGCGGGCAAGACAUCGCAGCCAUGGGUCAACGCGUCGCUGACCGUGACAGUCGACGGAAGAGCAUUCCGCGUGUAUCUCUCCACAAAAAACACCGAACUAGGCGGCUUCUCAUCCGUCGCUCAACCCAAGGAGAUCUACGCCCACGUCCUCGGCUUCGGGACAUGGUUCACGCUGAAAUACUACGACCUGCUAUCGUACUGCGAGAGCAUCAGACAGGUUGCAGCGACGUCCCAAGCUAGUCUGAAAGCUGUCAGCGCGCCGAUGCCGUGCAAGGUGCUCAGCGUGCUAAAAAGGGACGGCGAGAAGGUCAAGGAGGGCGAUGUGGUGCUUGUUGUCGAGAGUAUGAAGAUGGAGAUGAAUAUUUCGGCGCCGGCGGAUGGGGUGUUCAAAACGGGGGUUAAGAAGAAUGAUGCUGUUAAUGAGGGAUUUGUUUUGUGCGAGAUAGAAUAA
Talaromyces proteolyticus is the source of this 2358-nucleotide messenger RNA. Its product is annotated as carbamoyl-phosphate synthase L chain, ATP binding domain-containing protein. Bases 1 to 2358 code for a protein of 785 amino acids. Gene Ontology annotation, cellular component: mitochondrion. Lineage: Eukaryota; Fungi; Ascomycota; Eurotiomycetes; Eurotiales; Trichocomaceae. The transcript has 2 exons. The record is from RefSeq and is a predicted model, not a curated record. Gene Ontology annotation, molecular function: ATP binding; methylcrotonoyl-CoA carboxylase activity; metal ion binding.